GACUCCUAUAACGGAAAAUGCUGCCUGCAACCUUCAAACUGUGUGCUGGCAUCUCCUACAGGCAUAUGAGGAACAUGACAGGUUUGAGGAAGAAUGCCAUGGUGGCCAUUCACCAUGAGCUGAACAGACUGGCAGGUCCGGGCCCCAGCAACUGGAUCAGCCAAGUCCGCCGACGCAGCUCCCUUCUCAGUUCUCGGAUUCAGGAAGAGGUGGGGUACAGCGAGGAGGAGAUGUCUUAUGUGAAGCAAGGGGAGAAUGCGCUGCAAAAGGCCAUCAGCAUCCUCAGUGAACAGGACGGCUGGACCACUGAAAUUGUGGCUGCGAAUGGAGACAAAGUCCUGAGUAAGAUGCUGCCUGACAUUGGGAAGGUGUUCAAGCUGGAGGUGAUGCUGGAGCAACAUCCUGACAAUCUUUACCAAGAGCUGGUGGGAAACAUGGAGCAAAUGGGGGAGUGGAACCCGAACGUCAAACAGGUCAAGAUCCUUCAAAAGAUCGGACCGGAAACGAUGGUUACCCAUGAGGUGUCUGCAGAGACACCCGGCAAUGUGGUGGGACCAAGGGACUUUGUCAGCGUCCGCUGUGCCAAGCGCCGGGGCUCCUCCUGCUUCCUGGCGGGAAUGUCCACUCAGCACCCGAAAAUGCCGGAGCAGAGAGGUGUGGUCAGAGCGGAGAAUGGACCUACCUGUAUAGUCAUGAAGCCCUGUGCUGAAGACCCAAAUAAGACCAAGUUCACCUGGUUACUAAAUAUAGAUCUAAAGGGCUGGAUCCCGAAGACAAUCAUAAACAAAGUGCUCUCUCAGACGCAGGUGGACUUUGCCAACCACCUCAGGCAAAGGAUGGCCAAUAAUGUUUCUAUGGAGAUGGCUCAUGCCUGCUGACACAAGAUGCCUCUUGAGCUUUGGCACAGUGCGCUCGACAGUGGAAGGAAAGCAAAAUCCCUGCUCAUUAAAAGAAUCACAUAAAUCUGCUUAGAACUGCUGAAGAAACACGGAAAUCCAGAGAGUAUUAAGGAGAUCAGAUGAAGAUGAGGCCUGUCUGAGAUCUUAGGAAAGUCUGAGAUGUUGGUUUCAACUGGCAAAUAUGUGUGUUUCCUCGUCCCUCUCGAUAGAGAAUCUGUCACGAGAUUUUGCAUCGUACACCCUAUUCGCCUCGAUUGUUUCUGACACAUUCAUCCACAUCACUCCGCUCCACCUUGGCAGUCAGCGUGAGGCAUAAAACAUGUAACAAACCACACACAUUGUUUUCUCCCACAUAACAGUUAUUGUCCCUCCCUUUGCCAUGAAAUUGCACUUUUAUGUCUAAGUGUUUUAUUUAUUGAUUUAUGGAUUACACUACAAUGACUGCCAAGUGAGUAAAAUGAUUGUAAUGUCAUUGAUAUUUAUGUCUUUAUGCUUUUACUAUGUUGGAGAAGAAGAAAAAGC
This is a messenger RNA of Morone saxatilis (striped sea-bass), 1421 nucleotides long. It is a transcript of the gene star, whose product is annotated as steroidogenic acute regulatory protein. The transcript is spliced from 7 exons. Gene Ontology annotation, biological process: steroid biosynthetic process; intracellular cholesterol transport; regulation of steroid biosynthetic process. Gene Ontology annotation, cellular component: mitochondrion; mitochondrial intermembrane space. The coding region runs from base 18 to 878 and encodes 286 amino acids. Gene Ontology annotation, molecular function: cholesterol transfer activity; cholesterol binding. The record is from RefSeq and is a predicted model, not a curated record. NCBI's taxonomy places the organism in Eukaryota, Metazoa, Chordata, Actinopteri, Moronidae.